Acanthamoeba castellanii str. Neff is the source of this 1638-nucleotide messenger RNA. RefSeq lists its product as uncharacterized. The transcript has 13 exons. The record is from RefSeq and is a predicted model, not a curated record. Lineage: Eukaryota; Discosea; Longamoebia; Acanthamoebidae. Bases 1 to 1638 code for a protein of 545 amino acids.
AUGCCGCGCUACGCCACCUUCUGCCUUCGCACCGUGGCCGCGUCCGCACCCCACCUCCACCUCUUCCUCGUCUACGAGAACGCCACCAUGAUCCUCCCCGAAGUGCAGGCGGACAACAUCCACUACGUGAGCAUCAAGGAGGGGGAGGUGGCUGGGCGACUGCUGACCGUACUCAAAGGGGGACUGGGCAGUGCGUUGGUGAACGAGAGAGAUGAGGCCAACGUGAAGAAGCUGCUCAGCCUCAACCCACGAAAGGUGGGGGUCUACAAACCGCUCUUCGGUGCCGCCUUCCAUGACAUCAUCGGCGAUUUCUCACACUGGGCGUGGGGCGACAUCGACACCCUGAUCGGCGACGUGGCGGGCCUGGUCAGCGCGAAGGACCUGCGCGAGUUCGACAUAAUCUCGUUCAACACCGGCAGCGGGUUGCUGUAUCUCCAGGGCCAGCUCACCAUACUUGCCAACCGACCCGAAGUCAACGACGCCUGGAAGGUACAGCUCGCCAUCGUGUUCAUCAUCUUCAUCAUCGUCUUCAUGAGCAUCCGAUUUGUGAAUGUCAAGAACGAACCGAGCGCUGUGAGCCUGACGUCGGCCAAGCCGGCCUUCGCGUGGGAGGAGACCAAGUUCUCGAUGUGGGCCCUCUACAGCAGCAGCCUGCGCGCCAAAUUGAUGCCUCUUCAGUUUUCGGGCAAGAACGCAAAGAACUGGAAGGACGCCGACGGUCGGGUCUUGAUCUGGGAAGACGGGCGACUGCUCCUCCACUCCAACUCUGUGCCCACAACGUCGCCACUGCCCGAGCGGGUCGAGGCGCCGCUGUUGUACCAGGACACGUGGACCAGCGCACCGCAGCGACCGGGCCCUUACGUGCUCGAGCGACUGGGUUCGGAGAAGACCUGUGUGUGGUACGGGUCGCGGCGAGAGGCCAAGGGUUACGACCGACGCACGGAGGAGUACGUCGUGUUCCACUACAACUACGAACACGAGGAAAAUAUUCCGAAUGCGCUGGCGAAGAAGAACAGCGACGAAGUGCACGCCUUGUUGAGUGUGCAACGGAUGGCGUGGAAUUGGCGUCACACGUCGGCGGCGAAGGCUUCCUUUGCGGGCGGACAACAAUCUUACGAAUCCCAGUUUGCCUACGGUGAUGGGAGCUUUCCAAGCGUCUUCUCGCAAGAGAAUGGAAUGUUUUGGGUCGAUAGAACGGGCUUCAUCCCCCUCUUGGAAGCGCUCAAGGCCAAGGCCGUGGUGUCGCUGAGGAAUCGGCGGAUGGGGAAAACGCUCUGGAUAGACACGCUGGCGCACUACUACGACGUGGCGCACAAGGGCCGGUUCAAGGAGCUCUUCGGCCACCUGGAGAUUGGGAAGGCGCCGACCCAGCUCGCCAACACCUUCCACACCUGUGUGUGGUACGGGUCGCGGCGAGAGGCCAAGGGUUACGACCGACGCACGGAGGAGUACGUCGUGUUCCACUACAACUACGAACACGAGGAAAAUAUUCCGAAUGCGCUGGCGAAGAAGAACAGCGACGAAGUGCACGCCUUGUUGAGUGUGCAACGGAUGGCGUGGAAGUAUUACCCUUUUGACUUUCAUGCGGCCCCACCAUGCGACACGCCCGGCGGCGGUAAUUGUCCCACGAUCGCCUAA